Messenger RNA from Morus notabilis, 1936 nucleotides. RefSeq names its product laccase-7. Bases 94 to 1803 code for a protein of 569 amino acids. Gene Ontology annotation, biological process: lignin catabolic process. Gene Ontology annotation, molecular function: copper ion binding; hydroquinone:oxygen oxidoreductase activity. Lineage: Eukaryota; Viridiplantae; Streptophyta; Magnoliopsida; Rosales; Moraceae. The record is from RefSeq and is a predicted model, not a curated record. Gene Ontology annotation, cellular component: apoplast. The transcript has 6 exons.
AAAACAUAUCUCCUCAACACUUUCUUAUCCAUAUAUAGCUUUCACUCUUUUUUUUUUAUCCUUAUUAUCAAAAUCUCAACUUUCAACGAUAUUAUGGCAAGAUUUGCCAUUUGGCUAGCGUGCGCUUUAGCUCUUUUAGCUUCCUCAAUAUCCUUCGCUGCAAUAGUGGAGCAUUCUUUCAAUGUUGAAAAUUUUGUGGCGACGAAGCUCUGUCGUGAGCAAGAGAUAACGGCAGUAAAUGGAGGAUUGCCUGGACCAACAAUAGGCGUUAAAGAGGGUGACACUCUCGUCGUCCACGUCUUUAACAAGUCGCCAUACGGCAUUACUAUUCAUUGGCACGGGGUAUUUCAACUUCAAAGUCAAUGGGCAGAUGGGCCAUCAAAUGUUACUCAAUGUGCCAUACCUACAGGACAAAGUUAUACCUACAGAUUCAACGUCACCGGACAAGAAGGAACCCUUUGGUGGCAUUCCCAUGUUUCGUGGCUCCGAGCAACCGUCUACGGUGCGCUUAUCAUUCAACCUAAACACGGCCGCUCAGCCUACCCUUUCCCUAAACCCCACAAGGAAAUACCCAUCUUACUAGGAGAGUGGUGGAAUGCUAAUGUGGUGGACGUUGAGAAUGAGGGACUUGCCGCUGGUAUAGCUCCGAAUAUCUCUGACGCUUACACUAUCAACGGAAAACCUGGUGAUCUCUACCCCUGCUCCGAAAAUGAUAUGUACAAGAUCAAAGUCGAGCGAGGCAGGACGUACAUGUUGAGGAUCAUCAACGCCGCACUCAAUAACCAACUCUUCUUCAAGAUUGCCAAUCACACGAUGACUGUUGUUGCCAUCGAUGCCAGCUACACGGAUCCCUAUGAAACCGACGUUAUCGUCACCGCUCCAGGCCAGACCGUCGACGUCCUCAUCAAAGCCGACCAGCCGGUCGGGUCAUACUACAUGGCGGCUCGUCCGUACGUCAGUGUUCCUCUGCCGACUGUCAUACCAUUUGACAACACAACCACCAGGGGCAUUUUUGCCUAUGAGGGUUCCGAGUCAAAUAACCCCGUGAUGCCAACCCUACCUGAUUUCCUUGACACCCCAACGGCUCACAAGUUCUACACCAACCUGACAGGGCUCGCCGGUGGACCCCAUUGGGUCCCUGUCCCGCUCGACGUGGACGAACACAUGUUCGUGACAGUCGGACUGAGUACGGAGCCGUGUGAAGAGAUUAAUGCCACGUGCCCGAACGGGCAAAGAUUCUCUGCUAGCAUGAACAAUGAAUCGUUCGUUUUCCCGCAGAACGCGUCUAUGCUGGAGGCAUAUUAUUAUGGCCGUGUGGACGGAGUUUACACCACUGAUUUUCCCGACAACCCUCCAAUUGUAUUUGACUACACGAACCCGAGCUUAAGCAACGUCGAACCACUGAUUUUUGCGCCGAAAUCGACGAAGGUGAAGAAGCUGAAGUUCAAUUCGACGGUGGAGAUGGUGUUGCAGAACACGGCGUUACAAGCGGCGGAGAACCAUCCGAUUCACAUUCAUGGUUUCAAUUUUCACGUGUUGGCUCAAGGCUUUGGUAAUUACGAUGCCGUCAGUGACAGUACGAAAUUCAAUCUCGUUAACCCUCAGAUACGUAACACCAUCGCUGUUCCAUCUGGAGGCUGGGCCGUAGUAAGAUUCCAAGCUAAUAAUCCAGGUGUAUGGUUGGUACACUGCCAUCUGGACGUGCACUUGCCUGUGGGAAUGGCCAUGGCAUUUGAGGUUGGGAAUGGACCCACUCCAUCAUCUACUCUGCCACCUCCACCGUCCGAUCUACCCCGGUGUUAAAUUAGAUAUGGUGGACAAAUUUCCUCUGAAUACAAGUCAUAAUUGAUCGCUCUAUUUUAUUAAUUUGUUUGCUUUCGAAAUAGAUAAAUAAAGUUUGUAAGAGGUGGUUAAGUUGCAACCACUAUUCUUUCUU